UAAUAAAUUCCCUUUCCCUUCAAAAGAAGAAGCAGAGCGACCUGCUUUUCAAGAAGCCAUGGCCGCCUCCUCCUGAAAUCGCCGCCGGCUUCCCUCUCCGGCUCUCCCCCACCUAGAUGCAUGGCGGCCGCCGGUGGCGGUCGGCGGCCGUGGCGAUCUGCCUGCUGCCGGUCGUCCUGCCGCUGGCGCUCCUCUGCCUCCCGCUGCUCUGCUUCGCCGUGACCGUCGUCCGGUUCCGCCGCCGGCGGCGGCUGAGGAUGGCCGCGAGGAAGGGGAAGGCGCCCGGCUGCUGCUUCGUCGACGGGGAGGAGCGGACGUCUCCGGAGAAGGAGGAGGGCGGCGGGAGCCGCGCGGCGCUGCUGCUGCAGUAUCUGGAGGACCAGAUGGAGCUCGUCGGCGGCGGCAGCGGCGGCGAGGCGGAGGAGGGCAAGAAAGCAUCGGCGCCAAUUGGAGACGAGCAUCACGAGCUUAGCUAAGCUUGGAGAUCAAGAUUAAUUUUACGAUUUUUUUUUUGUUGUUGUUGUUUGAUUGAUGAUAUGCUCUGCUUCUUGGAGGAAAAAAAAUUCGUUACAUGCCCAAAAAAAAUUAAGAAAAUAUUUCCUUUUCUUUGCUCGAGUUUUUUUUUUUGUUGCUGCAGUAGUAGAUAUAUAUUAUUAGGAGAGGUGUUGUUGAGAGCAUGUGAUCUAGGAGUAUUUGAUUAGAUGAUUCAUGCAGGUGAUGCCUGACAGCUUCAUCUGUUAGACAAUUGGAUUGGGAGUUGAUUGUUCCUCUGCCCUGUUUAUCCUCUGCUUUUUUUUUGCUCAUCUGUCUUCUUGUUUCAGUUAUUAAGCCUAAGUAUAUCAUCUGA
Oryza sativa Japonica Group (Japanese rice) is the source of this 847-nucleotide messenger RNA. Lineage: Eukaryota; Viridiplantae; Streptophyta; Magnoliopsida; Poales; Poaceae. The record is from RefSeq and is a predicted model, not a curated record.